This is a messenger RNA of Closterium sp. Naga37s-1, 272 nucleotides long. Lineage: Eukaryota; Viridiplantae; Streptophyta; Zygnematophyceae; Desmidiales; Closteriaceae. The record is from the annotation of a GenBank genome assembly.
AUGUCCGCCGCAGCCGACGACGGCGACGCCGCCGCCGCCGCCGGCGCCGCCGUGCUGCCACCUGUCAUCCGGCGGUUGGACGAGGCGGUGGUGAACCGCAUCGCGGCGGGCGAGGUGAUCCAACGGCCGGCGUCGGCCGUGAAGGAGCUGGUGGAGAACAGCCUGGACGCGCGCGCGCGGAGCGUGGGCGUGGUGGUGAAGGACGGCGGGCUCAAGAUGAUGCUCAUCACCGACGACGGCCAUGGCGUCCGCGUGAGUCGCGCGGGAAGUGG